AUGUGCCCAAAUCUUAUCUAUGAAGACAUCCAGCAGUCCAAUACCUUCAUCAAUCCAUAUGAAGAUUUUUGCUAUGAAGGAGAAAUAAAAUGCGACUACUGCAUUCCAACUCCAGAUCUUAUUGCCAGUCUUUCUUCCUUUUGCGUUCCACCUCCAACAAAUGAAACCACUGGUAAAUACUCAUACACUCUUAAAAGUGGCCAGAAACUUGAAUUGGAUCAUCCUUUGCCACCAGGAUUCCCAAUUGAUUUAAUUCCAAGUGACGAAGAAGAACAUGCAAAUAAUGGAUCAGAGGAUAGUUGCAUAUCAAUUAAGCAUUUAUUAUUAUAUGGCACUGCCUGCAUAUGCCCGAUUUCCGGUAUAAUAAUGUACGCAGUUCUCCAUAAACGUAACCCAAAGUUAGCAAAUCGUAUCCGUAAGCUUACACUUACAUCAUUUAUUGCAAUAGGAUCCUUCCUUCUCUUAUUAUUAUAA
Messenger RNA from Trichomonas vaginalis G3, 474 nucleotides. RefSeq lists its product as uncharacterized. NCBI's taxonomy places the organism in Eukaryota, Parabasalia, Trichomonadida, Trichomonadidae. The transcript has a single exon. Bases 1 to 474 code for a protein of 157 amino acids. The record is from RefSeq and is a predicted model, not a curated record.